AUGGACUCUCCAAUCGUGGCACAACUGUUUCGACAGCUAUUCCGACAUAAAAAUUGUCAGGUUUUUCCAUCUCGUUCUUCGAUAUCUGCUCGAACCUGGAAUGGGCAGGGUACUCAGUUGAGAUGUUCGUCGAGCACGAGUAGGAGGGGCAGAGGAGUGAGGGAGACAAGUACAAAUGAAAGCCAUUGGCAGCAGAGAACGGAUUUAUUUCCGGUUGAUAUGAUGGAUGAAUUCAACAAAUAUCCGAUGGUUACAGCAGAUCAGUUGAGAGGGAGGAGAGAGAGACCUAGGCGUGUAAAGAUGCUCACGCGCGAUUUCAUCGAAGAUAGUUUAUACAAUCCUUCUUAUGGCUACUUCUCCAAACAAGUCGUAAUCUUUACCCCUGGCGAACCCUUUGACUUCAACUCCCUCGAAGACGAGCCCGCCUUCCACCGUCUUCUAGGCCAACGGUACACCGAGUUUGAGGACGAGUUGGAUCUGAAAUCUCCCAAUGAGACCCGUCAGCUAUGGCACACGCCGACAGAGCUCUUCCGACCUUACUAUGGUGAAGCUAUAGCCCGGUAUUUGGUCAACAACUACAAGAUAUCGCAAUACCCCUACCACGACCUCAUCAUCUACGAAAUGGGUGCUGGAAACGGAACUCUUAUGCUCAACAUCCUCGAUUACAUCCGCGCCACAGAACCUGAAGUCUAUGCCCGCACAAAAUUCAAAAUUAUUGAGAUAUCGAGCAAUCUCGCAGAACUACAAAAAUCACACCUCUUACGGAACGCAGAUUCUCGAGGACAUUUCUCCAAGGUUGAAAUCAUCAACAAAUCGGUUUUUGAUUGGAAUCAGAUAGUACCCUCACCAUGUUUCUUCCUCGCCAUGGAAGUAUUCGAUAACUUUGCCCACGACUCCAUUCGAUACGAUCCCAUCUCCGAAGAACCACUUCAGGGCACCGUCUUAAUAUCCAGUACCGGCGAAUUCUACGAAUUCUACACUCCUACGAUCGAUCCAAUCGCAUCUCGAUUCCUUCGCGUACGCCACGCUGCUACAAAUGGAAAAUAUCCGCAUCCACUUCCUCAGAAUAAAUUAAUAAAGACAUUGCAGAACAGCAUGCCAUUCGCUCCGAAUCUUAGUCAGCCAGAAUAUAUACCCACGAGACUCAUGCAGUUCUUCGAUAUUCUGGCAAAGUAUUUCCCGGCGCACAGAUUGGUAACGAGUGAUUUUCAUGCGUUGCCUGAUACAAUCAAGGGAGUCAAUGCACCGGUUGUGCAGACGAGAUAUAAAAGGAGAACUGUUCCAGUUACAACGCCUUUUGUACAUCAAGGAUAUUUUGACAUAUUGUUCCCCACUGAUUUCGCUGUGAUGGAUAAUGUGUAUAGAGCCAUCACAGGGAAAUUCACACAAGUGUUGUCACAUGAAGAAUUUCUGAACCGAUGGGCUUAUGUUGAACAGACGGAGACCAAGAAUGGGGAGAAUCCUCUUUUGACGUGGUAUAAGAAUGCCAGUGUUCUUACCACGUUGAUCACUGUACAAGUGUCCGUGUUCGGGGAGGAAAGAAGAAGCUAUGUGCCCGCCAAGUUCAAAAUGAGGUUGCUCGGGAAUAGGAGUGUUGCCGCGCCAAUGUCGAAGUUUGGAGCAGCUAGAAGAACUCCAUUUCUCUUUUCAAUUUUCUCGUCUGCUCCAAGAAUUCUGCCUGUUCACGACAUUUCAGCUCAACCACCAAGGGUGGAAACCCUUCUGCGAUCGUCUUUCACAAUUCCUCCAUCAGAUCCUCAUGGAUAG
This is a messenger RNA of Sclerotinia borealis F-4128, 1767 nucleotides long. Lineage: Eukaryota; Fungi; Ascomycota; Leotiomycetes; Helotiales; Sclerotiniaceae. The record is from the annotation of a GenBank genome assembly.